Messenger RNA from Toxotes jaculatrix (banded archerfish), 3682 nucleotides. It is a transcript of the gene slc6a7, whose product is annotated as solute carrier family 6 member 7. NCBI's taxonomy places the organism in Eukaryota, Metazoa, Chordata, Actinopteri, Toxotidae. The transcript has 14 exons. Gene Ontology annotation, biological process: sodium ion transmembrane transport. Gene Ontology annotation, cellular component: membrane. The coding region runs from base 176 to 2140 and encodes 654 amino acids. The record is from RefSeq and is a predicted model, not a curated record. Gene Ontology annotation, molecular function: L-proline transmembrane transporter activity.
AUCGCUGAUGUCUCCCUGCCGUGUCACAGUCGUUUAACGCCGAGCGACGGUACUUCUUCACCUGCCACUAAAACCUACAACACCAUGGCGUACACCCAAGAGGACUUUUCCUUCUAACAAUGUGGACUACGGAGCGAUAAAUCAAAUAGUGAAGCGCCACCUCUGCGGGAGGGAAAUGCAGGACGAAAGCGGCAAAGCAGCACCCGGGGGCCCCGAUGUAACCACAGCAAACACAGCGCAGAAUUCAGUACAUUCGAAUGGACAUACCAUCACUCAAAAUGGCCACAACCCAGCAGCUACCCCUGUGUCACAGUCACAGUUUGAAUCAAGAUCCCAGAGUCCUGCACCCACUCCAACUCCGAUUGUCCCGAGGGAGCAGUGGGGAGGGAAGUACGAGUUCCUGCUUUCCUGUAUCGGAUACUGCGUGGGACUGGGUAACGUGUGGCGGUUCCCCUACCUUUGUUACCGCAAUGGAGGAGGUGUGUUUCUCAUCCCCUACUUCAUUAUGCUCUUUGUUACGGGUGUUCCGCUCUUUCUCAUGGAGCUGAGUUUAGGCCAGUAUGGAGCGGCUGGCCCCAUCACUGUGUGGAAGUGCUGCCCUCUGCUCAAAGGUAUUGGCAUUGGGAUGCUGUGUGUGUCCACGCUGGUGUGUCUCUACUAUAACGUCAUUAUAGCGUGGACGUUUUAUUACCUGGGCAGCUCGUUCCAGAGCCCUCUGCCCUGGUCCUGUGACGCUGUAGCCAAUGCAGCUCUGUGUGGUAAUGGCACUGUUGGCAAUAGCUCCACUGGUAAAGUCCUCAGCCCCACAGAAAUUUUCUGGAAUGAGCGUGUGCUGGGUGUAGUACACAGUAAGGGCCUUCAUGACCCGGGCCCCGUUCGUUGGCCCCUGGCCCUGUGCCUCCUGGCUGCCUGGAUCAUCAUCUUCCUGUGUAUGCUCAAGGGCAUCCGCAGCUCUGGCAAGGUGGUUUAUGUAACAGCCACCUUCCCGUACUUUGUGCUCAUUGUCCUGAUCAUCAGAGGUGCUACACUGGAGGGCUCUCUUCAGGGUGUUGCUUUCUACCUCACACCAGACUGGGGCCGAUUAGCUAAUGCACAGGUAUGGAAUGACGCAGCAUCACAGAUCUUCUACUCCUUAGGUAUUGGAGUUGGAGGGCUGCUUUCCAUGGCCUCUUACAAUAAGUUUGACAACAACGUCAUCAGGGACACUCUGAUUAUCACCACAGGAAACUGCAGCACCAGCUUCUUUGCAGGAUUUGCUAUUUUCUCAAUCCUGGGUCACAUGGCCUGGAGGAAGGGCGUGCCUGUUGGACAGGUGGCAGAUACAGGCCCUGGGUUGGCCUUUGUUGCUUACCCAGAAGCCCUUGCUCUGCUGCCAGGCUCAGUGUUCUGGUCCAUUCUGUUCUUCCUUAUGCUCUUUAUGCUGGGAAUUGAUACACUGUUUGGCAACAUGGAAGGCAUCACCACCGCCGUGCUGGACGAGUUUCCGCAGCUCAGAAGGAACACGCUGCACAAGUCCUUGUUCUUGGGAGCGCUGUGUUUUUCCUUCUUCUUGAUGGGUCUCCUGUUAGUAACUGACGGAGGGAUUUACUGGUUCACUCUCAUUGACUCCUUCAGCACUAGUUUCGGCCUCAUCAUCAUCACCCUCUUCAUGUGCAUUGGCAUCUCCUUCUUCUAUGGUGUCAAGCAGUUUUGUCAAGACAUUAUUGAUAUGAUCUGCCACUGCCCUCCCUGGUGCAGCAAAGUGUUGCUUUACUUCAAAGCAUGCUGGGUUUUCUUCACUCCGUGUCUCCUGCUGCUCAUCCUGACGCACAUCUUUAUUGAGAUGUACAACACAUCGCUCCACUACGGGUCCUAUGUGUACCCGCGGUGGGGUAAGGCGCUGGGCGUGUGCAUGGGUGCGACCUGCUGUCUACAGAUCCUCAUCUGGGCCAUUGUGGCCAUCUGCAGGGAAACUGGAACACUGAAAGACCGUUUCCAGAAAGCGAUUCGACCUCUGAAUUCCUGGAGAGUGAACAACUUGAACAGCACCGGGAGAGUCGAGGAGCGAGUGGAGCCUGAGCGAGUGGAGGCUCCGUUCACUGUCACACUCACAGACAUGGACUUUACUGCCAUGACGUGGGAGGUGGGAAGGCAGGCGUGACAGCGGAGAGAACAGUGGUGAACGAGCAGCGAUGAGCAAACUAUGUUGUCAGGAGAAAGAGGAAUUUAUCAUUAUGUUAUUUGCCCCAGCUUGGCUCUGGUGGCUGUGUCUGAUCAGACUGUGUGUCCUGCAGGGCAGUGUGAAUUAUCUGCUUUAUUUAUACUAUUAUGUAUGAUUAAAUAGUAUUUUUUUAACUUUUUUUUUUGUUUUUACAUUGUGUAGAAUAUAAAGUCACAUCUGUAAAGUUUGGAUCAUCCUUAAACAUUUGGAUGAGCAUGUUUCUGAUCAUAAUUAUCGUCAUAGUCGUGUAGUACAAUGAAUUUCCAUUAAUAGCCAUAAACAGUGGCUGGGGGACAGAUUUGCUUUAUCCUGUAGAAGGAGGGACAGAAAACGUGCAAAGACUCUUGACUGUGACCCGUCACAGCACUGAUAUACCUGGAGAAGUGACCAAAAAUCAUCAGCCUGCCAGCCUUACUGAGUCAGGAAUACUUUUAAUUCAUCUUACGUUUUUUUUUAAUGAAUGGUUGCUAAAAAAUAGUUAUUGCUAUAAUAAGUAAAUCAGUUGAAAAAUAGCAUGCCAAAUGAACUAUUUUUCAAGGUACUGUCCAUGUGUCCAUAUGAUAGUAGACACUAAGAUGUUUUGUCUGACGGUCUGCAUUUCAAAUGAGCAGUUCCCACUGAUUUCUGCAGAAAAUGUAGCAAUGAAUUCUCUCCUAAUGACAAAUUUGCCGCUCACAAUAAAUAGCCAUUGUCACUCUUAUAACUAUUCUGCACUUCUUCUCAGUGGGACUUCUAGAAGUUUCUGGCUAAACCUUUGUUGUAUUUUUAAAAAAAAAAUCAGUGGAUAUCUACACACAGGUUUCUAGUUCUUUACGUUAUCUUGGUUUUUACAGUCCUUCAAUGUCAAAUUUCCACCUGUAGAUUAUCGUCAUAUCAAUCUUGCAGUCUUGCUAACAUUUCUCACAGCUUCAGAACAUCCGAAUUGCUUGUUAAAAUGUUACUGUUAUUGACAAAGUGACCAUACUGCUUAAUUUCUGAAUGUGGAACAUGAAGGAAAGAAUAAUUACAAAAACAUCUCCCCCAGAUGACACAGCUCACCUGGACACACGAGUCACUGAUUAAUGUGUUGAAAUAGUUUUGAUAUUGUCAUAUAUGACAAAAAAAAUCUAAUUUGGGGUAACUGAUGAAAAUUCCCCAUCGUUUUCCAGCCUGUUUACUCAAAAACUAUUUUCAUUGGCUUACGUGAUCACGUUGCAAAUAUGUAGAUUACAGAUCUGCCAAAUCUGCAAUGUCUGCAUUUUUAAACCCUUUUAGUCACAUGAAAUUUUUAAUUUUGCGUGUAUUAAUAUUAAGGGGUGCUGUUUUCUCUUUCAAAGCAUCUGUAAAGCAGGAUCACUACUUUUAAACCUUUGAUUACGAACAUUUUAUUAUCCUUUGUUUUAGGAUUGUAUCAUAAAACUUAUCUUUUUGCCUUCUGUACACCUUGUUGCCAUCCUCUUGUACAUUGCUGUGCAUAAUUAAAUUUUCUCAAUGUCUUAUUGA